GCAAGAAAAGAGUGGGUGGAAAGAGCAGGAGGAGAAAGAGAUCAAGCCCAGCCCACUCUAGUUCAGCGUGUGAACUGUAUUGAGUCUGGUCAGAAUGGGUUUUACUCCUCACACGCUGCAUGAUAAUAUCCACCUCCAGCUGUCAUAACAGUGGUCUGUGGAACAUUAAGUCUGGAAAUCAGAGUUGCUCUCUUCUGCUCUCUAGUGGAGAACGGUGUUGGGACGCUACAGGAUGCCACUGGAAAACAAGGAAUAAGUUUUUAACUCGGCUAAUGGCCACAUCGACUAAACGAAAAUAAAGCAAAACAAGCUCUUUGACCUUGAGCAGCUUCAGCACAAUGCCCAACCAAAGAACUUGAAAGUAUGAAAGUAACCCAGCACUGAAAGCCCAGUGAGGACGAUUUAGCCUUUCAAUCAAACAAAAAAAAUGAAUUGUACUUCCUCCUCCUCAAGGUCCUCCUCACAGUCUUUCUCCAGCUUUUAUGCUGAUUAUUAUAACAACAGUGUCAUUUUGCUGCACUAUAAUUGCGUAGGGAAACUGACUCAGGACAAAUACAAGUAUGGGCUCAAACCAGAAGCUAUCGCAUUCAUUCUGAUUUGCCUGCUUAUUGUUGUGGAAAACACAAUUGUGCUGGUGGCCAUCUGGAAGAACAAAAAGUUUCACCUGCCCAUGUAUUACUUACUAGGCAACCUGACCCUGUCGGAUCUGCUGGCUGGAUUCACGUACAUGGUCAAUAUUAUCACAUCAGGGCACAACACUCUUCAUUUGACCCCACUGCUUUGGUUUGUGAGGGAGGGUGGUGUCUUCAUCACGCUGGCCGCAUCAGUCAUCAGCCUCUUGGCCAUCGCCAUUGAGCGUCACAUCACCAUGGUGAAGAUGAAGCCCUAUCAUGGGACCAAGCGCAACCGCAUGUUUGCCUUGAUUGGUGCCAGCUGGGCGCUGGCUGUGUUGCUCGGCGUGCUGCCCAUCAUAGGCUGGAACUGCAUGCAUGAACUCCAACUGUGCUCUACUGUGCUUCCGCUCUAUGCCAAGAGCUACGUCCUGUUCUGCGUCACUGUCUUCAGUGCCAUUCUGCUUGCCAUUGUGGUGCUAUACGGACGCAUCUUUCACACUGUCAAGAGAAAUACAAAGAGGUUAGGCAGCUUACGGCGCAAGGGCUUGGCACGCCGCUCACAGAAGUACAUGGCCCUGCUUAAGACGGUUACCAUCGUCCUGGGAGUCUUUAUUGUCUGUUGGAUGCCACUCUUUCUGCUCUUACUGCUGGACUUUGUAUGCCAAACUGGUAAAUGCUCCAUCUUGUUCAAGGCGGACUACUUUCUUGGGGUGGCCAUGAUCAACUCACUGAUCAACCCAAUUAUAUACACACUGACGAGCAAGGACAUGCGCAAGGCCAUUAUUAAACUGCUCUGUCAUCAGUGUUUGAUCAACGAAGAUGGACAAGUAAAGAAGAUCGGAAUACCGUUCCUGGAGUGCAGCCUAAGCAAACCAGAGACAGCCAUUCACCGUGGCCUUGAGACUACCAUGUCCUCAGGGAAUGGCACAUCCUCCCCAAUUCGAAUCAUUUCUCCAAAAAUCAAAGCUGUCAAACUGUGAAAACUCUGUGUCACCAGGUGCUGGAACAUGAUGCCAAUGCACCAGAGAUUGCCUGAAGCUACUAGCACUCUUUGAGAAUGAAAUAAACACUUGAGGGUUCUCGGGACAAGCUGUCACAGGCAAAACGGGAGCUCUGAUAAGGUUCGUGCUUAAGUCAUUUUGACAGAUGUCAAAAGGCAAACAGCGUGAGAAACUGCCUUGUCAGCAUCUAUCUAACGCAAAAAAGUCGGAGCAUGCCCAAGUUCAAACACACAGCGUUGUAUCCCCUAUGGGACUAAAAUAUGAACUUGGCGUCAGACUUAUGGAGUCAUGGAUCAACAGAGGUGCUUAAAUUGUGAAUUAUGCCUAGACCUUGGUAUCAUGAGAACAAAAGCCUACAGGGUUAUAACACCUGAAUGUGGCACCUAAUGCGGGGCCAAAUUACUGUCAUGGACAACAUAUGACUGCUAUACAACACUGUGGCUUUAAAUCUGUAUCACUGUUUUGAAAGUUUCGAGAGUCAGAAAGGUUACUGUACCGAGAGAGGAGAAUAAGCUGGUACGCAAUAGGCGGUGUGUAUGUUUCGUCCUGUUACACAACCAGAUGCAGGAUCCUCAGCGGAAAAUUCAAAAGCUAAUAAAAACAAACCUGUGGGAAUUUCUGAAGGUAAAUGAAGCCCUCCUUUUGCAAGCACUUGGAAAGAAGUUAGUACUUUAUUUUGCAAGGUCCAGAAUUUCAGUCCAGUAGUAGCUACGGUCAACUAAAUAGACUUUACAAUCAGAUCACCCUGAACAAUGAUAAUCUAGGCUUUUUCUUUUUCCUUUUCUCAGUAGAAAUCUAGGCAAGCUAGCAUUCAGAUCCACAUAGCAUUCGAGGCAUGUGAUGUUCCAUGCUUAAUGAAAAUUUGCCACAUCUUUAUAAUUCAUGCACAUGUAAAUAUUCCUGUUGCCGCUGAUUACCAAAAUGACCACUCUGUGUGUAGAAUGUAUUUCAUGUUUCGAACAAGUCAAUCAGUCACUGUGUACAGGUAUUUUUGGGGGUUUUUUUUGUCCUUACAACGUAUUUUAUAUUGUUCUUAUAACUGUAGAGAAGUUUUCUAUUUUUUAACAUCCAAAUGAUCUUAAAUUAUGUGCCUUUUUGCAUUAUGCCUACAAUAAUAAAUGUCAUGUGACCAGAACUGAU
Messenger RNA from Hemibagrus wyckioides, 2755 nucleotides. It is a transcript of the gene s1pr5b, whose product is annotated as sphingosine-1-phosphate receptor 5b. The transcript has 2 exons. The record is from RefSeq and is a predicted model, not a curated record. The coding region runs from base 428 to 1594 and encodes 388 amino acids. Gene Ontology annotation, molecular function: sphingosine-1-phosphate receptor activity. NCBI's taxonomy places the organism in Eukaryota, Metazoa, Chordata, Actinopteri, Siluriformes, Bagridae. Gene Ontology annotation, cellular component: membrane. Gene Ontology annotation, biological process: G protein-coupled receptor signaling pathway.